Messenger RNA from Fopius arisanus, 600 nucleotides. RefSeq names its product reticulocyte-binding protein 2 homolog a-like. The record is from RefSeq and is a predicted model, not a curated record. NCBI's taxonomy places the organism in Eukaryota, Metazoa, Arthropoda, Insecta, Hymenoptera, Braconidae. The annotation marks the transcript as partial. The transcript is spliced from 3 exons.
AUGGCAAUGUUUUCAAUGGGAAUGAAAAUAUUUCUCGGUGGAACGAGAGCUGACGAGGAAGUGGCUGAGAGAGAUCGACUGGAGGAAAGCAGGAGGGCCCUGGAGAAACGUCUGGAGGGUCGGGAGACAGAGUUACGUGACAAGGAGGAGGAACUAUUUUUGCAUCUAGAACGGAGUCUACGUCUCGACGACGAGAUUGAGCGUCUCAAGGCAGAGCGUGACGCCUGUAUAGCAGCACGUGAGCAACUCGAGAGAGAGCAGACAUCGGCUCUUCGUCAAUUACAGUUGCAAGCAACUCAGAAUGAAAUAACCAGGAGGAACCUCGAGAGAGCGAGACAGGAUGUCGUCAGGCAGGCGACCGUCAUUCGUGCUGAACGUGAUGCACUGGAACGCGAGAACGUCGUUCUGAAGGAAAAACUGAGAGUUGAGCAAGUCGAGUUGGGGGCGGAGAGGAGGAGGAGGGAGGAGGGAAUAGCAGUAUUAACGCAUGAAGCAGCUACUCUCAGGCAUGCAGCACGUCAUCUUCGUGCAGCUGCAGUUCAUGCUACGUCCUGUCGUCGGCGCAGGAGAUGCUCGGUCUGUUUGUACGCCAAACGAACA